AUGGGCGCCAAAUCCAUCAUCAGCUACGGGUUUCUCGUCCUGCCCGUCGCAAUCACCAUUGGUAUAUUGCUGGGGCUCCAGGCCUGGCGAGAGUCCCAUGGCCUGUCGCGACCUUUCGUGAGCAAUGCCGUCAAGACGAACACGUAUUGUCAGCGGGCAUUCGGUAUCACGCCUACCACAGAUGGACAAGAUUACACACUGAAUCCAAAUCAAUGGGGUAUUACUGCCGACUACACUGGCGGUGGUGCUCUGUGCAUGAAUAUCACCACAUUCGACAACGCCACCUACCCGACCAACACCACAGCACCGGCAUGGUCAAUCACCUGGCAAUUUCCGCCUGGUCCGGAAACGCAGCCCGUUCAUGCUUUCCCCAAUAUCAAGUUGGAUGCCGAUAAAGUCUUUCCCAUUCGGAUUCAAGACGUCGCACGCAUUGAUUUUGAAGCCGAGUGGGCGUAUGGAGUUGGUGACGAGAAGCCAUCCACGACCAAUGUCGCCGACCUGACAGCCAUCGACCUGAACUCAAACGUGGCCAUUGAUAUGUUCUUGGAUUCCGACCCCAACAAUGCCACCAGUACGGUGGAUGCCAAAUACGAAGUCAUGAUCUGGCUGGGCGAUUUUGGCGCUGCGACACAGCCCAUUGGGUUGAAGCAGGGCGCGCUCACUACGCAAGAUGUCAAUGGCACCACUUUUUCGCUCUACUUUGGAGAGAACGGUUUGGGUCAAAGUGUCUUGACUUGGGUUGCAAGUGGUACCGUUCAGAACUUUGUCGCCGACGUAGGACCGCUGCUCCAAGGCCUAACAGGCCUGGGGGGUCCUACCGUGGGCGAUUACCUUGGAUACAUGGCAUUCGGAUCGGAAGCCCUCAGUUCUUCAUCGAACGUCACUUUCUAUAACCCUAGCCUGAGCAUGGCGGUGGUUCCCAAAUGA
Molecule: messenger RNA, 927 nt
Organism: Capronia epimyces CBS 606.96
Lineage: Eukaryota; Fungi; Ascomycota; Eurotiomycetes; Chaetothyriales; Herpotrichiellaceae
Exons: 4
Coding region: 1-927 (308 amino acids)
Biological process (GO): polysaccharide catabolic process
Molecular function (GO): cellulase activity
Source: RefSeq, a predicted model, not a curated record